Messenger RNA from Schistocerca gregaria, 767 nucleotides. RefSeq lists its product as uncharacterized. Gene Ontology annotation, cellular component: DNA recombinase auxiliary factor complex; condensed nuclear chromosome. The record is from RefSeq and is a predicted model, not a curated record. Bases 23 to 739 code for a protein of 238 amino acids. The transcript is spliced from 3 exons. Gene Ontology annotation, biological process: meiotic strand invasion involved in reciprocal meiotic recombination; homologous chromosome pairing at meiosis; meiotic joint molecule formation. Gene Ontology annotation, molecular function: recombinase activator activity; double-stranded DNA binding. NCBI's taxonomy places the organism in Eukaryota, Metazoa, Arthropoda, Insecta, Orthoptera, Acrididae.
UCAAAAACUCUUUUUCACCUCAAUGGGAAAACCUAAACCACAUACAGAACUAAGACAGCUCAUCCUGUCACACUUCGCUCAACACACCCGCCCCCUUAGCCUCAAACAACUCCUAAACACCAUAAAACCCUCCGACUCAAACCUCAAAAACUCCUCCGUCGAGAACUCGCUUCACGCCCUCGUCCAAGAAAAACUCCUCUGCUCCAAACUCUUGAACAACCAACACAUCUAUUGGCCAACUCAAAAACCCAAUGACUCCUCUCGCCGAGCGGAAAUCGACGAACUAGACGCCAAAAUCCAACCCCUUCAGUCUCAAUUCAACUCCCUACAAGACCGAAUUUCCGCGACGUCCCUCAAACUCAAAGAACUCGAUUCUCUACUUCCUACGAACGAACUGGAUUCCCACAUCGAAAACCUUCAAAAAACCAAACAAACCCUCCUCGAACAGCUCAAACGCCUCGAAGGCCAAAACCCAAUCUCUCAAGAAGUCAAAUCAAAUGUGGAAAAAGUCUACAAGACGUGCCGGGACAACUGGAGAAAAAGGAAGCGCCUAUAUUUAGACAUCGAAGAAGUCUUCGUGGAAAACCUGGGAAAAGCUCAUUUCAACUCUGUCAAAGAAGACAUCGGCAUCGAGCCCGACUUAACACCCUUCAACGAAGACGCAACCAGUAAGCUGCUCGCGGCUUCCGAAAAACAAUACUCAAAUUCUGCGCCUUCCAAAAAGAUAUUCGCAAAAUAAAAUUUUGUGUAGUACAACUCUUAGCCCU